Messenger RNA from Andrographis paniculata, 2224 nucleotides. RefSeq lists its product as uncharacterized. Bases 385 to 1929 code for a protein of 514 amino acids. The record is from RefSeq and is a predicted model, not a curated record. NCBI's taxonomy places the organism in Eukaryota, Viridiplantae, Streptophyta, Magnoliopsida, Lamiales, Acanthaceae. The transcript is spliced from 10 exons.
UCUCUCUUCUUUUUUUGGAUUCGGCAGCCACGCAUCGCCAUUGCCAUUUUCUUGAUUGACAUGAUAUUCAUAUGCAGUGAUUAUCCCGCACCACUGCCCAUCUCGCUUCCUUUCUACUGUUGAAAUUUUAAUUAAUUUGAUUUGAUUUGAUUCCUUAAUUUAAUGGGCAUCGUAUCGAUCAAGCAAUACGGCGGUCUGUGACUGUAACCCCCAUUGAAUUGUUGAUAUCGGUUUUCGAAUUCGAUUGAUGAAAUAAAUGAAGGAGGGGCAUUGGUCAGCCACUGCAUCAGCAGCAGUGUAGGUUUUGCACGUCUCGUCAUUAAAGCUACAUUCGGUGUUGGAAAUGGGCAUCUCUAGGCUUACAUUUCGGGAUUUGCUGGUGCAAUGGCAACAAGUGACUAUUCUGCAAUUAGCUAUUCUCCCUGUUUGGAAAUGGAGGAUAUCUUUUCUCGUCUCUUAUCCUUGACUUCCUAUUUAGCUCAUCGUGUAAUUGAAUUUAUCGGAGAUAUUGUUUCAAGAGAUGUGAAUAGGUGGUUAGGAGAUUCAGAGAUAUACUCUUUUAAUCAGCAUCUGAACUUUCCAAUCAGCCAUGAUCACGAAUAUCUUGCUUCGGAUCAUGCAUCUUCUUCAAGACAGUUUGAGUUUAGCAAAAGCUUUGCACUUCAACAAAGACAUGAUGCUUCAAAUAUUGAGGAUCCAUCAUUUGUCAAUUCACAACUAGAAAUUGUAAAUAGAAAUUGCAGCAGGGGUAUCCAAUUCAUUUUUAAAGGGUUGGUGCUCCCUUUGCUCUGUUUUGAAUUUGUUUGGAAAUCAGCAUUAGCAUCCUGGAGAUUAUCUUGUUACCAAUUAAGAUGUAUGCAAGCUCGCGCGCAGAGUGUUAUAUCCCGAGUUUCUAAAACUUUACAAGGGUCUUCUGCCGACAUUGGGUGGUUACAAUCUGCUCCUGGAAUGGCUCCUGUGGAGGAUGGUUCAGCUAGAUUCAGGGAGUUACUACAGGACAUUAGGAAUGGGAUGCACAGACUACCUGAUUCGUUUGUUUACCUGUUGAUUCCAGGACUUUUUAGCAAUCAUGGGCCUUUGUAUUUUGUAAGCACCAAAAGGUUUUUCUCGAAGAUGGGUCUGGCUUGUCACAUUGCUAAAAUUCACAGUGAGGCAUCGGUUGAGUACAAUGCUUGGGAGCUAAAGCAAUACAUAGAGGAGCUAUACUGGGGGUCCGGAAAACGUGUGAUGUUGCUAGCCCACAGCAAGGGUGGAGUUGAUGCUGCGGCUGCUCUGUCACUUUAUUCCCAAGAAUUGAGGGAUAAAGUUGCCGGUUUGGCUCUAGUGCAGAGUCCUUAUGGUGGAUCGCCCAUAGCAUCCGAUCUUUUUCGCGAGGGCCAGGUUGCUGACAAGGAAACCCGGCGGAUCAUGGAGUUUUUUAUAUGCAAAUUGAUUAAGGGCGACAUACGAGCACUGGAGGAUCUCACCUACGAGAAACGAAUGGAAUUCAUCAACAACCACAAACUCCCUGACAACAUCCCUCUCAUCUCAUUUCACUCGGAAGCGAGUAUAGGGCCAGGUGUCAUUGCAACAAUGUCCCACGUCGCCCACGCCGAGCUCCCCUGGCUCCCUCGAUUUUCCAGCGAAGGUGCUGAGCUGGCAGCCCGCAAGGUUCCUGUUAUAUUCCCAGCAUCAGCUGCCCUGGCUCUCUGCGCGCUCCACCUGAAACUGCGGUAUGGAGAGAAGAGCGACGGUCUUGUGACAUGCCGAGAUGCUGAAGUUCCAGGCUCGGUGGUGGUGAGGCCGGACAGAAAACUCGACCAUUCAUGGAUGGUCUACGCUUCGUGGAGGAAAGAGCAGAGCGAGCCGGAUGCAUGUGAAAUGUGCGAGGCUUUGUUGACUAUGCUGGUCGAACAGGACGAAAGCAGCUCGGCACAGAAUCGACGCUAGGAAAGAGUUGGAAAAUGGCACUCUCCCUCUCUGUGGUUCAUCGAAGUUUAGACAAACUGUGUGUUUUAAGGUAUAGUUCUUUCUUGUAUCAUCUAUUUGCUGAAGAUGUGAGGGUAUUAGGAGAUUACUUAGUAUCCAUCCUGUUCAUUUUUGUAUGAUUUCCUCUUUAGCUUAAUAGUAGUAUCUUGCUUGGUUAAUUUGAAAUUGGAAGAUUGAUUUAAGUAUUAUUUUGACUGAUAUUUUGUAAGAAAAAUAAUGUGUUUUUAUUGAGCAUUACGCAGGUCUAAUAGUAUUA